CAAUAUUUUGAAAAUAGGCUCAAAUCACUUGCGGCAGAGAAGGCGAAUGGGGAAAACCCAUACCCACAUAAAUUUCAAGGGGCUAACCAUUUGUCUGUCCCUGAGUAUGUGAAGAAGUAUGGAAUUCUAGAGAGUGGUGUUCAUUCUGAGGAUGAAGUGUCCUUGACAGGAAGGAUAAUGAACAAACGGGCAUCUUCUGCAAAGCUGCUUUUCUAUGAUUUACAUGAUGAAGGUGCCAAAGUUCAAGUUAUGACAAGUGCGAGAGAUUCCGUGCUGAAUGAAGAGGACUUUAUUAAAUUUCAUUCUGGUGUGAAGCGUGGAGAUAUUGUCGGAAUUACUGGAUAUCCAGGCAAGAGUAAAAGGGGAGAGCUGAGUAUUUUUCCCAAAUCAUUCAUUGUCUUGUCUCAUUGUCUUCAUAUGAUGCCACGGCAGAAAGGUGCCCAGACGGAGACUGCCAAGAAUCCUGAAGCAUGGGUCCCCGGAAGUGGCCGCAAUCCAGAUGCAUAUGUUUUAAAGGAUCAGGAAACACGAUAUAGGCAGCGUUAUUUGGAUUUGAUGCUGAAUGCAGAGGUUCGGCACAUAUUUAAGACCCGUGCAGAGAUCAUAACUUUUAUUCGGAGCUUUCUUGAUAAUCGCGAGUUCUUAGAGGUAGAGACCCCCAUGAUGAACAUGAUUGCUGGUGGGGCAGCUGCACGUCCAUUUGUGACCCACCAUAACGAUUUGAAUAUGAGGCUUUUCAUGCGUAUUGCGCCUGAACUCUAUCUGAAAGAGCUAGUUGUUGGUGGAUUGAAUCGCGUCUAUGAGAUUGGGAAACAAUUCAGAAACGAGGGAAUUGACUUGACGCACAAUCCUGAAUUCACCACUUGCGAGUUUUACAUGGCAUAUGCAGAUUACAAUGACUUGAUGGAUCUAACUGAGAAAAUGCUAAGUGAGAUGGUGAAGGAACUUACAGGUGGCUAUAUAAUCAAGUAUCAUGCGAAGGGGUUUGAGAGUGACCCAAUUGAAAUCGACUUCACUCCUCCCUUCAGAAGGAUUGAUAUGGUAGAGGAAUUGGAGAAGAUUGCAAACUUGAAUAUACCCAAGGAUCUCUCAAGUGAUGAAACCAACAAAUAUCUCAUAGAUGCUUGUUCAAAGUUUGAGAUCAGAUGUCCUCCACCCCAAACAACAGCUAGAUUACUUGACAAACUUGUGGGACACUUUCUGGAGGAGACAUGUGUUAACCCUACUUUCAUUAUCAACCAUCCAGAGAUAAUGAGUCCUUUGGCAAAGUGGCACAGAUCGAAACCAGGCCUGACAGAACGUUUUGAACUGUUUAUAAACAAACAUGAACUUUGCAAUGCAUACACCGAGUUGAAUGACCCUGUUGUCCAACGACAGCGCUUUGCUGAUCAACUCAAGGACCGACAAUCAGGUGAUGAUGAAGCUAUGGCACUGGAUGAAAACUUUUGCACAGCUCUUGAAUAUGGAUUACCUCCUACUGGUGGUUGGGGAUUGGGUAUUGACCGACUUGCAAUGUUGCUGACAGAUUCACAAAACAUCAAGGAAGUUCUACUCUUUCCAGCUAUGAAGCCACAGGAUGAGCCACCUUCCAAGGAUAG
Messenger RNA from Capsicum annuum, 1598 nucleotides. Its product is annotated as lysine--tRNA ligase-like. Lineage: Eukaryota; Viridiplantae; Streptophyta; Magnoliopsida; Solanales; Solanaceae. Gene Ontology annotation, cellular component: cytosol; cytoplasm. The record is from RefSeq and is a predicted model, not a curated record. Gene Ontology annotation, biological process: lysyl-tRNA aminoacylation. Gene Ontology annotation, molecular function: ATP binding; lysine-tRNA ligase activity; tRNA binding.